AUGAUCGAAUUUGGUUUUGAUGAUGGGGGGGGUUGGGUUUUGGUGAAUGGGGUUGUGGAUGGGGGGGGGGGUGGUUGGGGUAUAGUGGAUUUGGGGUGGGGUAGUGGGGGUGGGGGGUGGAUUAUUUGUUUGUUUUAUAUGGGGGGGUGUGGUUUGGGGGGUGUUGUGGGGUGUGGUGGGUGUUGUUUGGGGGGGGUGGGGUUUUGGGUGGGGGUGGUGGUGGUUGUUGUGUUGGGGUGGUGGGUGGGGGGUGGGUUGUGGGGGAUGUUAGUUUUGGGGGGAUGGGGGGGGUGUUGUUGGGUUGAUAUGGUGAUGAUGGAUUUGGUUGGUUGGGUUUGGAGGAUUGGAGUUGGAUGGGGUGUGUGGGGGGGAUUAUGGGUAGAUGUUUGGGGGGGGGUAGGGGGUGGGGGAGUGGGGGGGGAGGGGUUGGGGUGGGAGUGGGGGAGGGGAAUUAGGGAGGGUUUUGGGUGUUAUGUUGGGGUGGGGUUGGGUGGGAUGGGGUGGGUGUUUUUGUGUGUGGGGUUGGGGUGUUGGGUGGGUUGGGGUGGGUUUGUGGGGGGUGUUGUGGGGUUGGGGGGUGUGGGGUUGGUUUGGGUGUUGGGUUGGUGGGGUGUUGGUGUGGGGGGGGUUGGGUGGGUGGUGGUGUGUGUUGGGUGGAUUGGUUGGGGGGUUUGUGGUGGAUGGGGGUGUUGUGUGUGGGGUGUUUGGUUGUGGUUUGGGUGUUUGUGGUUGGUGGUGAUGUGGUGGGCUAUUUUUGGGUUUGAGGUAGUAGGUAUGUAUAUUGUUUAUGAUUGGGGGGGUUGUGGUUUUGGGGGUUGGGUGUGGGGUGAGUGUGGUUUAGUUAGGGUUUUGAUGGGGGGGGGGGGGUUGUGGGUUGGGGGGGGUAUGGUGUGUGGGUGUGUUUUUUUUGUGGUGGUGUGGGUGUUGGUGGGGGUGUGGGGGGGGUGUUUGUUGGGGUUGUGUUGGAGGGGGGGUGUUGGGGGGGGGGGGGGGUUUUGGUUGUGGGUGGUGGGGUGUGUUGGUGUGGGGUUUGUGGAAGGGUUUUGGGGGUUGGGGGGUGGUUGGUGUGUGUGUUUUGGGUGGUGUGGGGUUGGGGUUUUUGUAUUGGUGUGUGUGUGGUGUGUUGGUGAUGGGGGGGUAGGGGUGGGUUUGGUUUUGGGGUUGUGGUUUGUGGGGUUUGAGUGUGGGGGGGGGGUGGGGGGGGGGGGGGUGGGUUUUGUGUGUGUGUUGGUGGUGAGAUGGGUUUUAAUUUAG
Knipowitschia caucasica is the source of this 1254-nucleotide messenger RNA. NCBI's taxonomy places the organism in Eukaryota, Metazoa, Chordata, Actinopteri, Gobiiformes, Gobiidae. The record is from the annotation of a GenBank genome assembly.